Messenger RNA from Polistes canadensis, 1726 nucleotides. Its product is annotated as zinc finger protein jing homolog. The coding region runs from base 196 to 1128 and encodes 310 amino acids. The transcript is spliced from 4 exons. NCBI's taxonomy places the organism in Eukaryota, Metazoa, Arthropoda, Insecta, Hymenoptera, Vespidae. The record is from RefSeq and is a predicted model, not a curated record.
UGCACACCAGGUAGUACACCAACUAGAAUAGGUGCUCUAGUGCUUCGAUAACGAGUGAAGAAAAAAAAAGAAAAGGCAAAGAGAGAGAAAUAGAGAAAGAGAGAGAGUGUUUGUCGUAAUAUACGCGUUGUCUACUAAAAUCCCUAAUAUUUUCAAUCAAUAAUUUGGAAUUCAUCAUCAUCAUCAUCAUCCAAGAUGACCACUUGUUCGACGAUACUUUCUUUCAUUUUGUUUGCAUCGAUAACGAUAGUUCUGGUGGAGUCCCGAGCGAUACCUGCCGAGCCUGUUUCACUUAUGAUGGACGCCUAUGGGAACCCGGUAUUAUUCGUAAGAGAGAAAAGGACACCGAUAACACCCUAUCCCCAAAGAGCAAUGAUGUUCACCGGAUAUUACAGGCCAGUACGCCGUUCCAAUAACGGUGGUCAAGCAGGUGGUGUUUUUGCCCAAGGAAAUGCCGUCAGUGGGGAAGCUUUUUUCGGUGGCAUGCAAUCACCCAAUUUUAAAACUGGUCCUGAACCUAUCGAGGAACCGGAAGUGUCCAGUGCCGAGGCACAAGCUGCUCCAGAACCGGAAGAACCUUUGCCUGAGAAUGAUCAAGAGAUACCAGUACAAAAUGACGAUAGAUAUGUAUCAGAGGAUCAACAUCACGAUCAAGAGGAACAUGGUAUUCAAGCUAACGAACAGGAAUUAAACGUUUCGAAACCCGAAAUUGAAACACCUGUAUCAGCUGAAGAAUCAAUAGCACCGUCUACCGAAACAACGUUGAGUAAUCGUCCGAAAACAAGUUCCGGAAAGAAACAUAAAAAAAUACCAGUGGUCCCAGUGGAAGAUGACGAAGAAGAGGAUGAAGUAGAUGACGAAGAUGACGAUCCCGUUGUACCCUUCAUACCUUUUAAGAGCAAUCGUCGUCGUCAAGGUUAUCCAAACUUAAACAAUUUUUUCCCAAUGGUCUUUAGCUUCCCCGGUGCAUCCACUCGUGCAGGAACACCUGGAUCACCACCUGGAACGAUCACUGCCAUUGCUAACAGUUAUUCCACUGGUAAGAGUGGUGUUGCCAGUUCUAUAGCGACGGCAUAUGGUGGAUCACCGAAUGGUAAAAAACGACGUACAUCACCCGCGGAAGAAUAAAUCUUGAAACAUUUACAAGGAGGUCGAUCAAUCAAAAAGCACAUAAAAAAAAAAAUAAAGAUCGUUGUCCUCGAGACUUAAUUUUUAAUGUUUAGGAAAGGAAAAAUGGCGACACACGUUUGAAUUUAAUACCACCCCCCCCCCCAUAGUAUCUCACUGUUGUUGAUUUUUGUACCCAAAAAAAAAAUCAACUUUAAAGAAAGAUAUAAAAUUGUUUAUACAUGCUUGAUCGAGAAAAAGAAUAUCGUGAUAAUUGUUCCUAAUGAUCAAAAAUUGCCAUUCCUAUCAUUUUGUUUAAAACAAAAUGUUGUGUUCAUAAACAAUAAUAAGAAAAUAUAAUAUCAAACGUAUCGACCAUUGCAACAUCCACCGAACAUGAAAAGCAAAACUCAACGAAAAUUAUUCGUUUUGCCGAUUAACCAACCAGACCACCGUCACCCCCAAAACUUAUAUCUGAUGGAAUUCGGCAAAACGCGUGAUAUUCAUUUUGCAUGUAACGUAAUAAUCGUCUGUAAUUGUUAAUCUAAGCAAACGAAUUUUAAUGCGUGUGUAUCUUAGAAAUAGAAUAAGGACAAAACUUUCGUCGAAUAAAUCUUGU